AUGCCGUGCCCGCCGGCGGCCCUGCUGGCGGCGGCCCUGCCGUGCGCGCUGCUGUCCCCGGUCGGCGCGGCGGCCGACCCGCGGCCGCCGAUCCCUGCCAACUCCACCUGGGAGGGCCGGCCGCAGUUCUGGCAGGGCCUCACCUGUCGGCUGGCGGCGCGUCGCGGCGGCGGCAGCGGCGCCAAUGCCUCGGCGGUGGCCGCGCUGGUCCGGCGCGGCCGCGCCCAGCUCGGGGAGCGCUGCCUCACCGAUGGUGAGUGCUGGCAGGGUCUGGAGGGCGCCGGGUGUGUGGACGGCGUGUGCGCGUGCCCGGCGGAGGCGCUGACGGCGCGCGGUGACUGCGUCAUCAGCGACUGCUCCGAGCUGACGGCGCUGGGCGUCACCACCAGCGGUCAGCACUGGGUGCGGGUGGCCGCCGGCGCCGCGCCCGUCGGCGUCUUCUGUAACAUGGAUAAGGACGGCGGCGGCUGGACCGUGUUCCAGCGGCGCCGGAACGACACCGAGCAGGUCGACUUCUACCGCUACUGGCACCACUACCGCGACGGCUUCGGCACCGUCACCGGCCAGUUCUGGCUGGGCAACGAGCUGAUCCACCGUCUGACGGCGCGCGGGCCGCACCAGCUGCGCAUCGACCUGUUCGACUUCGAGGGUAACCACCGCCUGGUGCGGUACAGCUCGUUCGCCGUGGCCGGCGAGGGCGACUGCUACCGACUCUCUGUGUCCGGCUUCUCGGGCGCCAUCGGCGACUCGCUUGGCCGCCACAACGGCCAGUGCUUCUCCACCAAGGACAGGGACAACGACCGGUACGACACGGGGUCGUGCUCCCGCAGGUUCCGCGGCGGCUGGUGGUACCAGCGCUGCCACACGGCCAACCUGAACGGCUUCUACUGGCGAGGCACCUUCACCGAGUACGCCAGCGGCGUCUCGUGGUACCACUGGCUCGGCCACCAGUACUCGCUGAAAACAACCGCCAUGCUGCUGAGGCCAGUCGACGCCGCAUCCACUACUCGAUGAAAAGGCACCGCCACCCGCGGCCACUACUCGGUGAAAAGGCACCGCCACCCGCGGCCACUUCUCGAUGAAAAGGCACCGCCACCCGCGGCCACUUCUCGGUGAAUAGGCACCGCCACCCACGGCCACUACUCGUUGAAUAGGCACCGCCACCCGCGGCCACUACUCGAUGAAUAUGUACCGCCACCCACGGCCACUACUCGGUGAAAAGGCACCGCCACCCGCGGCCACUACUCGUUGAAUAGGCACCGCCGUCCGCGGCCACUACUCGUUGAAUAGGCACCGCCACCCGCGGCCACCAGGUACUCGUUGAAUAGACACCGCCACCCGCGGCCACUACUCGAUGAAUAGGCACCGCCACCCGCGGCCACUACUCGAUGAAUAGGCACCGCCACCCGCGGCCACUACUCGGUGAAAAGGCACCGCCACCCGCGGCCACUACUCGAUGAAAAGGCACUGCCA
Messenger RNA from Amphibalanus amphitrite, 1473 nucleotides. RefSeq names its product ficolin-1-like. The coding region runs from base 1 to 1014 and encodes 337 amino acids. The transcript has 2 exons. The record is from RefSeq and is a predicted model, not a curated record. NCBI's taxonomy places the organism in Eukaryota, Metazoa, Arthropoda, Thecostraca, Balanomorpha, Balanidae.